UGACCAAACAAAAGAACAAGACUAUACUGUGGCUAGUCAGCCAUUGUAGAACGCAGUCUAAGCGGGAAGAUUACGUCGCAGAAAUGAAGAAAUACGUCGACGUGGAUGUCUUUGGACGAUGCAGCAACAUCAGCCUAUGUCGACAGCCAAGUGCAAGCGCCGACUGCCUCACCAAGGAAUUCAACAAAUACAAAUUUUAUCUUUCUUUCGAGAACUCCAUUUGUAAGGAUUACGUUACAGAAAAACUGUUUCGUGUAUUUUUACCAAACAUCAACGUCGUCCCAGUCGUGAGAGGUGGGGCAGAUUAUGCGAGAAACAUUCCGGAGGAUACUUUUAUCGAUGCGAGUAACUUUGAAACAGCUAAAGAUUUGGCUUUGUAUUUGAAGAGUUUAAGCGCUGAUGACUUGAGGUACAGCGAGGUUCUGAGAGCUAAAGAUCAGUACAGACUUGCGAGGACACCAAAUGUUUACUGCACCGUUUGUAACAAGCUGAGAAACGCGAGUCUCAAGCCUAAAGUCUACGAUAUCAAUGGUUGGCUUGUGGAGCAAUGCCGAGAUCCUAAAACAUUUAAUUGAGCUUGUUUUAAUUUGAGAUUGUGAGAAAUUCGGAAAUUAAAUUAUUUGAUACACAAGUCAUUGUUAUCUAAAACAUUUAAUUGAGAUUGUUUUCGUUGAGAUAUUCGGAAAUAAAA
Physella acuta is the source of this 691-nucleotide messenger RNA. RefSeq names its product alpha-(1,3)-fucosyltransferase C-like. NCBI's taxonomy places the organism in Eukaryota, Metazoa, Mollusca, Gastropoda, Physidae. Gene Ontology annotation, cellular component: membrane. The record is from RefSeq and is a predicted model, not a curated record. Gene Ontology annotation, molecular function: fucosyltransferase activity.